Messenger RNA from Ramularia collo-cygni, 594 nucleotides. RefSeq lists its product as uncharacterized. NCBI's taxonomy places the organism in Eukaryota, Fungi, Ascomycota, Dothideomycetes, Mycosphaerellales, Mycosphaerellaceae. The record is from RefSeq and is a predicted model, not a curated record. The transcript has a single exon. Bases 1 to 594 code for a protein of 197 amino acids.
AUGUGUAUUGCAGGAUUGCAUGUCACCACUGCACCGUGCUCCCAUCGGUGGUAUGAACUGAUUAAGCCUUGCAACCAAUCCAGCGAUCUCGCCAAUUGUCCCGAGCGCCUCCGUCUACAGGGCUGGGAAACCCGCCACGAGGGAAUCUGUCCAUGGUGUACUGGAAGUGAGCCUCAUCUCGCUACUCACCGGCUCUUCGGUAGCACUUCGUCCGCCAGUUCAGUCGCAUCGUCUCCAUCCGACUCCGCACCUCCCGGUCGCAGCAGUCGACGAGGCAGUGUCAACACCCUCAAUGGACUCACUCUCGGCCCAUUAUCGAGACAGAGCAGCACCAGCAGCGUCAUGGAGUUUGAACGUGCGCAACGUUCAAAAGACAUGAAUGACCGGAUUCACGCAUACCUCUGUUCAGACCUCCAUGAGGUGUUGCCCAGCGCGAAGAAGUACUAUCCCACCUACGCCAGCAUCCUCGAAACGGGAGACGAUGACAACACUGCUUCAUCCAACACCUCACUUCGAAGAUUCAACAGCCAACGAAGCACAUUCACCCGCGGCUGGAAACGCAUGUCCUCGAGGCUUUUUGUCAAGCCCGUCUGA